GAACGUAGGCCGCUCGUGCUACCAGCGGGACCAUUGUAACGUUGGGGAGACGCAUUUCACUCCAAUGAGACUUUGACUUUUGUACAAGCAGCGACCUGAAACAGCUGUAAACACUGAACCGAUGCUCGGAUUGUUUCCAUAAAGCGGCAGAGUUGAAGUGAACUCUGUGGAUAUUUACCGAUCGCGCGCUGUUCCUCGUGCUGAAGAGCUGAAAGAAAAGCGGCACCAUGGCGGAUGUUACUGCUCGUAGCUUGCAGUACGAGUACAAGGCGAACUCAAACUUGGUGCUACAAGCUGAUCGCUCUCUUAUCGACCGCACACGGAGAGAUGAGCCCACAGGAGAAGUGCUGUCCCUGGUGGGGAAGCUGGAGGGAACCAAGAUGGGUGACAAGGCGCAGAGGACCAAACCUCAGAAGCUGGAGGAGCGACGCGACAAGAGACGAAAAAGAGACGAGGACAGACAUGACAUCAACAAAAUGAAGGGCUUUACUCUUCUGUCUGAGGGCAUCGAUGAAAUGGUGGGCAUCGUCUACAAGCCCAAAACCAAAGAGACUAGAGAGACCUAUGAAGUCUUGCUUAGCUUCAUCCAUGCUGCUUUGGGAGAUCAGCCUCGUGAUAUUCUCUGUGGAGCUGCGGAUGAAGUUUUAGCAGUGCUGAAAAAUGACAAAAUGAGGGAUAAGGAACGGCGGCGUGAGGUGGAGCAGCUUCUUGGACCUGCUGAUGAUACACGAUACCACGUCUUGGUUAAUCUGGGAAAGAAGAUUACAGACUAUGGCGGGGACAAGGAUUUACAGAAUAUGGAUGACAACAUCGAUGAAACAUACGGGGUCAAUGUCCAGUUUGAGUCUGAUGAGGAGGAGGGGGAUGAAGACCAGUUUGGAGAGGUACGAGAUGAACACUCGGAUGAAGACAGUGAAGGAGAAGAGGCAGACCAUGGCUGCACUCUCUCAGCUAAUCUUGGUGCCACCAGUGAUGUGAUGACAGUGAAGAAAAAAGAUUUGCAUCCCAGAGACAUCGACGCCUUUUGGCUCCAGCGUCAGCUCAGCCGUUUCUAUGACGAUGCCAUCGUCUCACAAAAGAAAGCUGAUGAAGUUUUAGAAAUCCUCAAGACCGCCAGCGAUGACAGAGAGUGUGAGAACCAGCUGGUGUUGCUGUUGGGCUUCAACACCUUUGAUUUUAUUAAAAUCCUUCGUCAGCACCGUCGCAUGAUUCAGUAUUGUACCAUGCUGGCGAGUGCUCAGAGCGAGGCGGAGAAAGAAAGGAUCAUUGGAAAAAUGGAGUCUGAUCAGGAACUGUCAAAGAUUCUUUACCAGCUGCAGGAAACCGAGAAGGAGGAUAUUAUUCGGGAGGAGCGAUCCCGUCGAGAGAGGGUGAGGAAGUCUCGUGUUGAUGACUUGGAAGCAAUGGACAUUGACCAUGGAGAGUCGAUGGCGCCUCGGCAGCUCCUUGACCUGGAGGACCUGGCCUUCACUCAGGGAAGUCACUUCAUGGCCAACAAACGUUGUCAGCUGCCGGAUGGCUCUUUUCGUAAACAGCGUAAAGGUUAUGAGGAAGUCCACGUGCCGGCCCUCAAACCCAAACCCUUCGCUGACGAUGAGGUGCUUGUUGCCAUUGACAAGUUGCCUAAGUAUGCCCAGGCUGGAUUUGAGGGUUUCAAAACUCUGAAUCGCAUCCAAAGCAAGUUGUUCAAGACGACCAUGGAGACGGACGAGAACCUGCUUGUUUGCGCACCUACGGGAGCUGGAAAGACCAACGUCGCCCUGAUGGCAAUGCUGAGAGAGAUUGGAAAGCACAUUAACAUUGACGGAACAAUUAAUGUGGACGACUUCAAAAUCAUCUACAUUGCCCCCAUGCGCUCGCUGGUGCAGGAGAUGGUUGGAAGUUUCGGCAAGCGUUUGGCAAGUUAUGGAAUCAUUGUGUCCGAGCUGACAGGAGACCACCAGCUGUGUAAAGAGGAGAUAAAUGCUACUCAGAUCAUCGUUUGCACGCCAGAAAAGUGGGACAUCAUCACCCGUAAAGGCGGGGAGCGUACCUACACCCAGCUUGUGCGCUUGAUCAUAAUUGAUGAAAUUCAUCUGCUCCACGAUGACCGUGGCCCUGUGCUGGAGUCCUUGGUGGCGAGGACGAUCCGCAAUGUGGAGUUGACCCAGGAGGAUGUGCGUCUGCUGGGUCUCAGUGCUACGCUGCCCAACUAUGAGGACGUGGCUACCUGCCUGCGUGUUGACCCAGCCAAGGGACUCUUCUACUUUGACAACAGUUUCCGCCCGGUGCCUCUGGAGCAGACCUAUGUAGGGAUCACAGAGAAGAAGGCCAUCAAGCGCUUCCAGAUCAUGAAUGAGAUCGUCUAUGAAAAGAUCAUGGAGCAUGCUGGAAAGAACCAGGUGCUGGUGUUUGUUCACUCCAGGAAGGAGACAGGAAAGACUGCCAGAGCCAUCAGGGACAUGUGCCUGGAGAAGGACACUCUGGGUCUGUUUCUCAGAGAGGGCUCUGCGUCCACCGAGGUGUUGAGAACUGAAGCAGAGCAGUGCAAGAAUCUGGAGCUGAAGGAUUUGCUUCCUUACGGCUUUGCGAUCCACCACGCUGGUAUGACCAGGGUCGACCGUACACUGGUGGAGGAUUUGUUUGCCGACCGACACAUCCAGGUUCUGGUGUCUACAGCCACUCUGGCCUGGGGUGUGAAUUUGCCAGCACACACUGUCAUUAUCAAAGGGACCCAGGUGUACAGCCCAGAGAAGGGCAGAUGGACUGAGCUGGGAGCCCUGGACAUCCUACAGAUGCUUGGGCGAGCUGGACGCCCUCAGUAUGACACCAAAGGAGAAGGAAUCCUGAUCACGUCCCACGGAGAGCUGCAGUAUUAUCUGUCCCUGCUCAACCAGCAGCUGCCCAUCGAGAGUCAGAUGGUGGGAAAACUGGCCGACAUGUUGAACGCAGAAAUCGUGCUGGGCAAUGUUCAGACGGCAAAGGAUGCUGUGAACUGGCUCGGCUACACCUACUUAUACGUGCGCAUGCUCCGUAACCCCACCCUGUACGGCGUGUCUCACGAUGACCGGAGCUCAGACCCCCUGCUGGAGAGACGCAGGAUGGAUCUGAUCCACACGGCGGCCAACGUCCUGGACAAGAACACCCUCAUCAAAUAUGACAAGAGGACCGGAAGCUUCCAGGUCACAGACCUGGGCCGCAUUGCCAGUCACUUCUACAUCACGCACGACUCGAUUCAAACCUACAACCAGCUGCUGAAGCCCACUCUGAGCGAGAUAGAACUGUUCCGAGUGUUCUCGCUGUCCUCCGAGUUCAGGAACAUCACUGUGAGAGAGGAGGAGAAACUGGAGCUGCAGAAGCUCCUGGAAAGAGUUCCUAUUCCUGUGAAAGAAAGCAUCGAGGAGCCCAGCGCUAAGAUCAACGUGCUCCUCCAGGCCUACAUCUCUCAGCUCAAACUGGAAGGUUUUGCUCUCAUGGCUGACAUGGUGUAUGUUACACAGAGUGCUGGACGUUUGAUGCGAGCCAUCUUCGAGAUUGUGCUGAACAGGGGCUGGGCUCAGCUCACGGACAAAACCCUGAACCUCUGCAAGAUGAUUGACAAGAGAAUGUGGCAGUCCAUGUCUCCUCUGCGACAGUUCAAGAAGCUGCCGGAGGAAGUGAUCAAGAAGAUCGAGAAGAAGAACUUCCCCUUCGAGCGCCUCUACGACCUCAACCACAAUGAGAUCGGUGAGCUGAUCCGAAUGCCUAAAAUGGGCAAGACCAUCCACAAAUACGUUCACCAGUUCCCCAAACUGGACCUGGCCGUCCACCUGCAGCCAAUCACUCGCUCCACGCUGAAGGUGGAGCUCACCAUCACCCCCGACUUCCAGUGGGACGACAAGAUUCACGGAUCGUCUGAGGCUUUCUGGAUCCUCGUUGAGGACGUGGACAGCGAGGUCAUCCUCCACCACGAGUACUUCCUCCUCAAAGCCAAGUACGCCCAGGACGAGCAUCUGGUGACGUUCUUCGUCCCGGUGUUCGAGCCUCUGCCUCCGCAGUACUUCAUCCGCGUGGUGUCGGACCGAUGGCUCUCCUGUGAGACUCAGCUCCCGGUGUCCUUCCGCCACCUGAUCCUCCCAGAGAAGUACCCUCCGCCCACCGAGCUGCUGGACUUGCAGCCGCUGCCCGUCACGGCGCUCAGGAACUCUGCCUUCGAGGCGCUCUACCAGAACAAGUUCCCUUUCUUCAACCCCAUUCAGACACAAGUUUUCAACGCCGUCUACAACAGUGACGAUAACGUGUUUGUGGGCGCCCCCACCGGCAGUGGGAAGACCAUCUGCGCCGAGUUUGCCAUUCUGAGAAUGCUGCUGCACAAUGCAGAGGGCCGAUGUGUGUACAUCACUCCAAUGGAGGCGCUGGCUGAGCAGGUGUUUGUCGACUGGCACCAGAAGUUUCAGGACAUCCUGAAUAAGAAGGUGGUGCUGCUGACCGGAGAGACCAGCACCGACCUGAAGCUGCUGGGAAAGGGGGACAUCAUCGUCAGCACGCCGGACAAAUGGGACAUCCUGUCCCGCCGCUGGAAGCAGAGGAAGAACGUCCAGAACGUCAGCCUGUUCAUCGUGGACGAGGCGCACCUCAUCGGAGGGGAGAACGGACCGGUGCUGGAGGUCAUCUGCUCCAGGAUGAGAUACAUCUCCUCUCAGAUUGAGCGGCCCAUUCGCAUCGUGGCCCUCAGCUCGUCUCUGUCCAACGCCAAAGACGUGGCCCACUGGCUGGGCUGCAGCACCACCGCCACGUUCAACUUCCACCCCAACGUCCGGCCCGUUCCCCUGGAGCUGCACAUCCAGGGCUUCAACGUGAGCCACACCCAGACCCGCCUGCUCUCCAUGGCCAAGCCGGUGUAUCACGCCAUCAUGAAGCACUCGCCCUCCAAGCCGGCCGUGGUGUUCGUCCCAUCCCGCCGACAGACCCGCCUCACGGCCAUCGACAUCCUCACUUUCUGCGCCGCUGACGUGGUUCCUCAGAGGUUCCUGCACUGCUCUGAGAAAGACUUGGCUCCGUUCCUGGACAAACUCAACGACCCGACUCUGAAGGAGACGCUGGCCAACGGCGUGGGAUACCUGCACGAGGGCCUGUCCACGACCGAACGCAAAAUAGUGGAGCAGCUCUUCAACUCCGGAGCCGUCCAGGUGGUCGUGUCCUCCCGUUCUCUCUGCUGGGGCAUCAACAUCUCCGCUCACCUCGUCAUCGUCAUGGACACCCAGUACUACAACGGCAAAAUCCAUGCGUAUGUGGACUAUCCCAUAUAUGACGUCCUGCAAAUGGUGGGAAAAGCCAACCGGCCCAUGCUGGACGACGAGGGACGCUGUGUCAUCAUGUGUCAAGGCUCCAAGAAGGACUUCUUCAAGAAGUUCCUGUACGAGCCGCUGCCGGUGGAGUCUCACCUGGACCACUGCCUCCACGACCACUUCAACGCUGAGGUGGUCACCAAGACGGUGGAGAACAAGCAGGACGCCGUGGACUACCUGACAUGGACGUUCCUGUACCGACGCAUGACCCAGAACCCCAACUACUACAACCUGCAAGGCAUGUCUCACCGCCACCUCUCGGACCACUUGUCUGAGCUGGUGGAGAACACGCUGCACGACCUGGAGCAGUCCAAGUGCAUCAGCAUCGAGGAUGAAAUGGACGUGGCGCCUCUCAACUUGGGCAUGAUCGCCGCCUACUACUACAUCAACUACACCACCAUCGAGUUGUUCAGCAUGUCCCUGAACGCUAAGACAAAGAUCCGCGGGCUGAUCGAGAUCAUCUCCAAUGCCGCCGAGUACAAGAACAUUCCCAUCAGGCACCACGAGGACGCCCUCCUCCGACAGUUGGCACAGAAGGUGCCACACAAACUGAACAACCCCAAAUUCAACGACCCCCACGUGAAGACCAACCUGCUGCUCCAGGCACAUCUGUCCCGCAUGCAGCUGAGCGCCGAGCUGCAGUCAGACACCGAGGAGAUCCUGAGCAAGGCGAUCCGUCUGAUCCAGGCCUGCGUGGAUGUCCUGUCCAGUAACGGCUGGCUGAGUCCGGCUCUGGCUGCCAUGGAGCUGGCUCAGAUGGUCACCCAGGCCAUGUGGUCCAAGGACUCGUACCUCAAACAGCUGCCCUUCUUCACCUCGGAGCACAUCAAGCGCUGCACCGAUAAGGGUGUGGAGAGCAUCUUUGACAUCAUGGAAAUGGAGGACGAAGACAGAACGGCUCUGCUGCAGCUCUCAGAUGCUCAGAUGACCGAUGUGGCUCGCUUCUGUAACCGCUACCCCAACAUCGAGCUGUCCUACGAAGUGGCCGAAAAGGACAACAUCAAGAGUGGCAGCCCAGUUCUUGUUCAGGUUCAACUGGAGCGAGAGGAGGAGGUGACCGGUCCCGUUAUUGCGCCGCUCUUCCCUCAGAAACGUGAGGAGGGCUGGUGGGUGGUGAUCGGAGACCCCAAGUCCAACAGCCUCAUCUCCAUCAAGAGGCUGACUCUGCAGCAGAAGGCCAAGGUGAAACUGGACUUUGUGGCUCCGGCGAUGGGCGUCCACAACUACACCCUGUACUUCAUGAGCGACGCCUACAUGGGCUGCGACCAGGAGUACAAGUUCAGCGCAGACGUGAAGGAAGCGGACAGCGAUGGAGACAGCGACUCCGAUUAAUCAGCGACCUGAUUCUGUUCUCCACCAUGGCUUUGGUAGAGAGCGAUCAGGGUUUUUAUUCUUCUGUAGAUAUUCAUCUUCUUUGACUUACUCAUCUCUACACUUGUGAUACUUUUUCUUUCUUCAGUUCUGUUUAAACUGUGUGAGUGAUGUACACCAGUCCAGUCAAAAUGUACAGGAUCCGUUUGUCGUUAAUCACAUGUAUUACCGAUACAUGCAGUAAGUCUCAAUUUUUCUGUCUCAAUUCUGACUACAUUUAGCUGUUGAUGGUACAGUUUAUAAAUUCUUGGACUGGUUAAAUUUUUUAAGCUUGGUGUACUGUCUGAAUUAUUUUUUUUUCCCCAAUAAAGAGAAGCCACGUCUUUUUA
Messenger RNA from Salarias fasciatus (jewelled blenny), 7006 nucleotides. It is a transcript of the gene snrnp200, whose product is annotated as small nuclear ribonucleoprotein 200 (U5). Gene Ontology annotation, cellular component: nucleus. The transcript is spliced from 44 exons. NCBI's taxonomy places the organism in Eukaryota, Metazoa, Chordata, Actinopteri, Blenniiformes, Blenniidae. Bases 228 to 6638 code for a protein of 2136 amino acids. Gene Ontology annotation, molecular function: nucleic acid binding; DNA helicase activity; ATP hydrolysis activity. The record is from RefSeq and is a predicted model, not a curated record. Gene Ontology annotation, biological process: resolution of meiotic recombination intermediates.